This is a messenger RNA of Clupea harengus (Atlantic herring), 1525 nucleotides long. It is a transcript of the gene fancl, whose product is annotated as FA complementation group L. Gene Ontology annotation, cellular component: nucleus; Fanconi anaemia nuclear complex. The record is from RefSeq and is a predicted model, not a curated record. Gene Ontology annotation, molecular function: ubiquitin protein ligase activity. Gene Ontology annotation, biological process: interstrand cross-link repair; protein monoubiquitination. NCBI's taxonomy places the organism in Eukaryota, Metazoa, Chordata, Actinopteri, Clupeiformes, Clupeidae.
CAGCGGGAAAUAGAGAGACUGAACAGGCGGAAGAAGUGAAUCAUAACACAGGCAACAGUGCUGCCUGGUAGUUAACCAGUCAAAGAGUUGUAGCCUAAAGUCGGACAUUAUGCAAACUUAACCUCCGGGUUGUAUGAUCAAACAAAACUUACCAACCGUUAAACGAAUUGUUACAUGCGGAAGUGCCUUGUACUGUGUCUUUCAUUCCAUGCAGAAAUGUCAGCUAGCUCACAUUAGCUAGUUUGUCGUUUUUAGCCUUAACAAUAGGGAUAUGUUUGACUGAAUUGCAUCUUAUCGAACACCGUAGCCAAAUAAUAAUCGUAUGUUUCUAAACCUAUUUACACACAAAUGAUGGACAGCCAAAUAAUGACAGAGAACCCGUUAUUACUGCCUCUCAACAAGGACAAAACUGUCUAUGAUGGCUUCAUCACCGUGCAGGAGAGGGAUUUCAGGAUAAGAAUAUCUCUUCCACCAGGUCAUCAGCUCAAACAGGCAAAACUGCACUGCUGCUGGCAACUGAAAAGGCUUCUGAGUGGAUAUCAGCCAAUUCUAAAACAGAGGUUGCAUCACGCCCCGGACUUGGUCAGUUUCAUUUUGGAGCUAAAAACUGUGCUGGAAUUGGCAAUGAGGAGCAGACCAGACUGUCAGACCAUACCACCUCCACAGUACUAUUCCCAGCUGAUCACAGAGAUGCAGAGCCUGGGAUGGGAUAAGCUGUUGUUCAUUGACUCAGAGUUCCGCACACUGAAGCUGCAAGGAGAGGACUCUGCUGGCCGUAAACACAUCCUUACAGUCAAGCUCAAGCCCAAUUAUCCGGAUGAAGCCCCAGAGUGCGUAGCCGAUCUCCCUUUUCCCUUCCUCAUGAGUUGGACACCACAGAGCACCUUGGCCCACAUUCACGGCCGCUUCCUGCUCCACUUGGAAGGCCUGGCCGAGUUCUGGUCGGCGCUGGACGAGAUCGACGAACAGACGUGGGUCCUCGAGCCAGAGAAGCCCUCCCGAGCGGACGCCAUGAGACGGAUCGCUAUUGGGAACAAUGUCUCCAUAAAGGUGGAGAUCGACCCCAGACACCCGAAGAUGCUGCCUGAUUGCUGUCUACUAGGAGCAGAACACGUGGUUACCCCCUUGAGGACCAAGCUUAAUGCCAACAUGCAUUUAUGGAAUCCAGACUGCAGCAUUCUACAGAACAUGAGGGAUGUUCUAGAGAUAGAAUUCCCUUCGCCCUCCACCCACGAAAAAUCUAGCCUCAGCGCAGAGUGUGGCAUCUGUUACGCGUACCGGCUGGAGUCGGCCAUCCCGGACCAGGUGUGCAACGACCCUCGCUGUGGCCAGCCGUUUCACCAGGUCUGCCUGUAUGAGUGGCUCAGAGGUCUGCCCACGAGUCGCCAGAGCUUCAACGUUUUGUUUGGAGAGUGUCCAUACUGUAGCAAGCCCAUUACAGUGAAGAUGGCAGUGCAAAAGGCUUGACCUGCAUACAGCAGAAGAGAUGUCCUCAAUAGUCAGUAGAAACCCGUCACCAUCCUCC